CAGACAAGCUCCGAGACGCUACUCGUUAGGCAGCAGAGUAGGAGGUGAGGGCGUCCUGGCGGAGAGGUGCGGCAGCAGGGAUGCAGGGGACACUCAUGGAUGUACAUCUUUGAACUAUGCAGGCUACUGCAGUGGUAGAAACUACUUCUGAUAAAAACUGCCAGAAAAAUGGGGGAGACCUCCAAAAAGAUAAACCUUAUAAUCCUAAGAAAGAAAAUGGGUUAUUUUCCAGUGGUUGCAAUGAAGUCAAGUUGACUUUUCCUGAUGGUGAAUGGGAUUCCUUGGCAGCAGAACAAAGAGCUAGUGACAAAGAAAUCAGCAGUAUUUACAAGAUGGAUUUAUCAGAACCAUCUUUUUCAGUAAAUCAAGAUACUAAUGUAGAGCAUAUUUUCUCUCAGUCAAGUGAGUUUGAAGACAGUAUUGACUAUGCUUUUUUGAAUGAGACAUACUCUAUACAUUGUUCAGAAUCAAAACUCAGGAAUGCAAAUCUUCCACAUCUAUAUUCAGAGUUACAUUCUGAGGUGCCCAAAAAGGUUGAGGUGAGUUCUGGCAUUUUAGGACCUCAGGAUAACAAUAGUAUUGGAUUGCAAAAGAGCCAUGAGGUUUCGGAUGGAGACAAGAGUGACGUGGAUGAUGAUUCCCAGCAGGAGUACCACAGUGCUGAGCAAGAAUGCAUUAGUACAUACUUACCCUGUGACCCAGCUAAAGCAGUAAGCAAAUCGAAGACAGAUGUGAGCGAGUUGAAAACAUUAGGCUAUGACGUUAAGUGUAAUGGCAAUUUAGAAGAUAAUUAUGUUAAAUUAGAGAGUGGUCCUAGCCCCUCUUUGGAGUCACUUAAUAUUUUGGCACAAAAAUGUUCACCUCAUUCCUUUAAAUCUCAGAGUUCUGAUACAUUAAAACAAUACCAUGAACCAAAAUUUGAAAAGUGUAAGGAACAAGAGGUUGGUUUACUAAACCGUAAAGUGUUUGAUGACAUUUUGCAGAGAAGCAGCUCUCCCUUAAACCCUCAGAAAAUACCCCAAACUAAAAUGUUUGCUAAAGAAAUGAAACCUCAGACAAUUGAAAGUACAGAUUUUUGUGGAAAUGGAAUUUUUCAGAACAAAACAUUACAAUGCCAUGAGAACCCUAUCUCGUUUCGCCAAGACCAAGCCCUUGGGACACAACUGAAGGCUAAUAAUUCUCUCCAGACUUCUGGGACUUCCAUUUUUGAUGACUCAGUCAUUUCUCUCUGUGGCUCUUUGCAAUACAAAGGCCUCCCGGAUCCAGGCUUUUUUUCUCCUGUGCUCCCAAAGGUAGCAGUCACAGAAAAUCAGGCAGAAGUAGAGGACAGCUGUCUACACCAUGUAAAAAGCGGUGCCCCAAAUAAAACAUGCUCUCCUGAUGUGAAAGAACCAUGUCUAACGUCAGUGCCAGAUGCCACAGGCUGUAUGUUUGCAGUUCAGCAGACACUGGAUGUGAGCAGAGGGGCAAAUACAAGAUCUUCUGUCAUGUCUACAUCAAGCAACACAGAGAUAACGCUGAAAAAACAUGAACCUCAUGAGCGGCAAACUGAGAAACUAAGUGUGGCCUGUAAUACAGACUGGUCGUGCAGACAGGAUUGCAGAGAUGCGCAGAUGACUGUACCAAAAGAAUCAGGAAGGCCACUCUCAAUGGACUGUUUAAAGCCCAGUGGGAUUUCCCUGAAUGAGAAUUCCUUGGAACUAAGAAAAUCAUUUAAUGCCACAGACAGAAAAAAACAUCCUGAGAGGGCAUUUCAGCUUUGUGAAGAGAUGAAUUUGCCAUCAAAGUGCUGUGAGAAAACCAUUGAGAGGGCCAUGAAGGCCGAGAUGCACCUUUUGGAUGUUUGCUAUCAGAUGUGCCAUCGCCACUGUAGUCACAUUUACAAACUUGUAAUGGAAAGUAGAGCAGGAGUCAAUAGGAAUUUAUCAAGUAAUUCUGCUAAGAAGGAAUUAGGAUCAACACUGCUAUCUGUUCUGGGAGACUUGAAGGUUAGGUACUUGAACUUGAAAGAAAAAGUCCACAAGGGCAUACCACUGGAGGAGCUGCCUCCACUGUCAAUGGAGUCCAAACUGUUGUCUGCCUUCUCCGAUUUUGCUUCCAGGCUAAUGGAAGAAGAGGCAUGUGGCCUUGCAGGAGCGAAUUCUGAGCCAGCUAAUCAAAGUGUACCUGAUGUUGAUACUUCUCUGAGCCUACAGAAGACGUUGUCCCAGAUGUCUUUUGUAUCUGACAGCAGUCAUCCUAAACAAGAUAAAUCACCUGUGAGUGAUGGUUUUAAAAACUGUGAUAUAAACAUAGGCUUUACUCAGCUGAAGCUCGACGAUAAAGAAUACAAAAGCGUUCCUGAAGUAAGUGAAGACUGGUUUGACGCAACAGAGAGGCUGACUGGAGUUGACUUCUCAGAAUCUCAGGAAAAUGGAACAGAACACGACGGAUGGAACCCAAAGAGUCCAUUAGAAUCAGAAAUGAAGAAUGGUGAACUGCUUCGAAGAACUAAAGGCUUUUUGAUACAUGUUGGUGGUCUUUGCCCCUCUGUAUCUGAGGCUGAUUUAAGGACUCAUUUCCAGAAAUACCAAGUUUCUGAAAUUUCAAUAGAUGAUUCUACUAAUUACAGAUAUGCAUCUCUUGCUUUUGCAAAAAACAGUAAUGCAAAGAUGGCUGUGAAGGAAAUGAAUGGUAUAGAAAUCAAUGGAAAAUCGGUGAAUGUGCGGCUUGUGAAAAUUCCUGGAGAACACACACCACCACUUUUGUCCAAAACUGGGAAUAGCACUAGUGUGAAUCCUUUGGAGAAAAAUACCAACAAAGAAGGCACCCUUGCCUCUUCUGCUUGUAGACUGCCCAGAGCUAGACCAAGGCAGCUGGAGUCUGAGCAAGACAGUGAGUUUCCUCCUUUGGACCAGGGUAUCAAGAAAAAUUGUAACCAGAUUGAGUCUGCUCGGUUAUUACCUGAGACACCUGUUCACUUCAUACCUCCAAAUACAUUGAACCUUCGUAGCUUCACCAAGAUCAUGAAGAGACUGGGUGAGCUGCACCCAGACAUCAGCAGAGACCACAUUAUUGAGGCCCUUCAGGAAGUGAGGAUAAAUCAUAAAGGUUUUCUGAAUGGUUUGUCCAUCAACACCAUUGUCAAAAUGACUUCAUCUUUUCUGAGAAAUUCUGCUUCCGUUAGGAAUAAAUGAAGCAAUACAGAGAAAAUCCUAGGAAAGUAUGAGUUCCCUUCAUCAGAGAACGUUCUUCAGCAUUUAGGAAAAGUUGUGGUAAUACAAUCAAACAGCCUCUAAAACUGGACCUAACACUUUAAGUAUUGCAAUUGAUAGUCCUCCUUUAAAAUCUGGCAACAACAGAUAUAUCUAUAGUAUUAAAAUCUACAUGUUUUAUUAAAUUUAUAAACUUAAUUUCAGAAUUAUUACUCAAGACUUCAAGUGUAUUUUGAAUUAGAAAAAAAGGUGGUCAUAUCUAUUUAUAAGUCAUCAUUAACAAGUUCAUUUAAAAAAUAUUGUCCAGAAAAAAAGUUUACUGUACUGUUUCAAAGUUCUUUGUAUUUGUAAAAAUUAUGUAAAAAAAUUUACAUACUUCCAUAUGUAAAAAUGGGAUUUUUCUGGAGCUCACUUUGUAGUUUCAGCUUUUAAGAUCAGAUUAGACCGUAGGGUACAGAUAAACUGAGUUCAGUGUGUGCAGAGGUAAUUACUGCUUGCAAUGCAUUAGUGUGCUUUGAUGACAAAAUAAAGCAUUCAGAUAUGUUUUCCCAGGUGUGCUGGGGUAAAGUACUGAAAUGUAAAAGUACUCCUAUUCUGGCCUAUGUUUUACUAAGUUCUGUCAUGUUUUAGUGUAACUUGGAAGGUUUUCAAAGGUUGAUGUGGUUCCCUAUCUUCUAGCACUAUAGAUGUAAGGUUAACCCCAUUUGCUUUCUAAUAGUAACUACUGCACUGGUUAAAACUACAUUUGUACUGAUAAUAGCAUUUAGUACUUUUUCAAAUGUUUAUACUGUUUCUAUCCAAUACUUCAUUGUUGUUGCUUGAUUAAAAGUUACCCCAUUAAGCAUUUA
Molecule: messenger RNA, 4042 nt
Organism: Mesocricetus auratus (golden hamster)
Lineage: Eukaryota; Metazoa; Chordata; Mammalia; Rodentia; Cricetidae
Gene: Rbm44
Product: RNA binding motif protein 44
Exons: 16
Coding region: 117-3176 (1019 amino acids)
Molecular function (GO): RNA binding
Source: RefSeq, a predicted model, not a curated record